AUGUUCAUCGACAUUGAUAAUUUUGAGCAAAACAAAUAAACAAUAAUGGAGCAGAUAAAGCUAUGUGACUUUCUGGGGUUUGAUCUUGAGUUAACUGGAAUAAAAGGGGAAUAUUAAGAUACAUUUGAAGAAUUACCAUUUGAAAGAUAUUUAAAGAUACGAAAAGUAAGUAUGAAAUAUAAUAUCAUUCAAUUUGGAUUGUGCAUCUUUAUCAAAAAAUAAAAAGGGUAUGUCGCAUUUCCUUAUACGUUCUAUUUGUUUCCUCAAGAUUUAGAUGACUUCGUGGGUUUAUAGGUGGGAGCAGUAUUUUUUAACAGUGAGCAUGGCAUGGAUUGGAAUAGGUGGAUUAACAAAGGAGUAGGUUAUUUGAACAGGGCACAAUAUUAGAAGCUUCAAGAUGAUUAUAACAAAGACUUCCAAUAAUUGGAUUAGGAAGAGUUGAAGAACCAAUUCGAAAAGAUCUUGGAAGAUGUCAAACCGAUAGAUAAAAAGACAAUUCGAGAGUUAAUUGACAAGUUAGAGAAAUUCAAUAAGUCUGACGAGAAACAAAUAACAAUAGAAACGACAAAUGGGUAUCAAAGGAAAGUGAUUUAUACUUACUUAGAGGCUUAUUAAAAAAAUAUGAUUGGGGAAUCUUUAUUGAAAGGAGAAAUGAAAAUAACAAAAUUAACAAAUGCAGAAAAAUAGGCUAAGGAUGAAGAAAAAUAUUUAUUAAAAACAAAUAGAUUUUAAACUAAAACAGGAUUCUAUUAAAUUUGGGAAUGCAUUUUGAAUUCUAAAAAGUACAUUGUAGGACACAAUUGUUUUGCAGAUAUUAUGUUUUGUUACAGUCAUUUUGUUUAAUGUCCUCCAAUAUCAUGGGAAGAAUUUAAGGAGGAUGUUGUUAAGCAUUGGCCACCAAUAUAUGAUACAAAAUACAUCAUUUAAUCAGCUUAACCAUUGGAAAAAAUUAGAAGUAAAUUUGAGACAUCAACUUCUGUUGAAAAUCUGGCUGAAUUCAUAAAAAACAACAUGAAUUACAUUUAAAUAGAUGUGAAUUUAGAUUAAAAUGCCUAUCAUACUGCUGGGUUUGAUGCUUAUAUGACUGGAUUUAUAUUUAUCAAUUUGACCAAAGACUUUACCCAAUAAGAAUUAUUGAGUCAAAAGAAUAAAUUAAAUUAAUUUAAAAACAAUUAUAGUAUUAAUUUGAAUACUGCUGAAGACAUUAAGUUAACAUAGAAAUAUAUAAUCUACAUCAAAUUUCCAGAAGAAGAGAGAAAAAAUUAAUAAGUCUAAAAGUCUCAAAGAAUAUAAUUUUAAAAGUAAGCCUUUGACAAUAUUAUUAAUGCUUUAAAGCAACAGCAAUUUGACAUAUCAGCUUACCGUAUUAUCCAUUAUAAAUAUAUUUACAUUGAGUUCAACUAGGAAUAUGAUCUGAAGUAGAUUCAAAGCGCCUUAUAAUAAGUCGGGGAAUUUUAGGAAUGUUAACUCUUUAAUGAGAAACAAUAUGAAAUGGAUAGAAGAGAAUUCAAAGAGAAGGAGGCGAAGUCAGACAAAUUUGAUAAAAGAUGA
Messenger RNA from Paramecium tetraurelia, 1551 nucleotides. RefSeq lists its product as uncharacterized. Gene Ontology annotation, molecular function: 3'-5'-RNA exonuclease activity; RNA binding. Gene Ontology annotation, cellular component: cytoplasm. Lineage: Eukaryota; Ciliophora; Oligohymenophorea; Peniculida; Parameciidae. The transcript has 4 exons. The record is from RefSeq and is a predicted model, not a curated record.